GUGAGUGUGUGUGAGGGAGAAGAAACAGCACACAGUGGAGUAUUGCUCAGUGACUGGUGGCUGAGGUAAGGUGUAAAGCUGUAGGGGACUUUCUAAUAAUCAGGGGACCUGAAGACCCUGUCUUUUGUCAAAGAGGAAUCAAAACGAUAUCGGCUCUGUAGAGGCUGGACUAAAGGGCUGAAGGAAUAUGGAAGAAAAACAGGAGAAACGGAAUAAAGGUAGAGGAAUGUAUUCAGUGUGACUGUUUUUCCCAAACCACCAUUUUCCAUCCAUCACAUCCGGCGAAACUCACCACCUUCCCAGCACAGAGGGCGGACCUGGCUGGAAGUGUGUGUGUGACAGUAAGAAAGGGAGGAAGAGUGUCUGUGACACCUGUCGUCACUCAUUAUGCUGUUGAUCCAUCUCCAUAGCACUGACACACACAGGUGCAGUUCCUAGCGAGCGCAGCAGAGACACCUGAGAAUUUUCUGACAAACACAUACCUCCUGUCUCAUCUUCUCCAUUGAAAUGGCGAUGUCAGGUUUAAACCGAGCGAUCGCUGCCUUCUGACAGUGUGGAUACCUUCUGUCCAAACUGGCACACUGGAGUUGAGCACAUUCUUAUCAUUAUACUUUCCUGAUUUCAAAUGGAUUCAACCUCUUUGAUCAACAGGUAAUAAUGUGGACCUGAGAAAAGGAUUGAAUGUGAGAUAUCGUGCUUAGGGUAUUUGUCCUCCGGUUUGGAAUACUUGGAACAGAGCGAAAGUCAUAGAGCUCUCUAUUGUUCGUUUUUUUUUUUUGCUAAGUUAUUGUUGCUCUCCGUUUCCGUCCGUCAUUAGCUACGACUACUUGAAGAAUUAACCGAGGUGAAGUCUGUAUCCAUGGACAGCCUUCUCUGACUUAAUCCCACAUAGUUUAACACUGACAGACGUUAUGAGGGUUGACUUUGAGCUCUGAGCAUGUGGAGACUCUUAAGGACCAGACCUAUCCCUCUCUGCUCCUCUCUCACCACGUAACAGACUUGGAAGAGUUAGUGUGCCAUUGUAAGGGACGUGCAGGAGGUGUAUGGCGACUGACAUAAUGAACCUGCAUGGGAACGUAUCGGAGUUGAUCUCUUCUGCCGUCAGAGCCAUAACGCUUCCGUCCUUUGACCCCGACCCUGACCCUUGGCCUAACGGUCCAGAGAGACUUCUAGGAAAUGAAAGCAGGAAUUUUUCAAAUGGGUGUAACGGGAAUGAUGGCGGCAAUGUGCAUGACUUUCCGCCAGGCAACUGGACGCAUAGCGGCAAGGUUUACAGUGAUGAAGCAAGGAUUCUGGCAUCAUCGCAGUGUGUGAAGGGGAUGAAAGCAGUGGACAAGAACUGGGCUGCUUUGCUGAUCCUGGCGGUCAUUGCCGUUACAGUGACGGGUAACAUCCUGGUCAUCAUCGCAGUGUCUCUGGAGAAGAAGCUCCAGAACGCCACCAACUACUUCCUGAUGUCGCUGGCUGUCGCCGACAUGCUGCUGGGCAUCCUGGUCAUGCCCAUCUCCAUGGUGACAAUUCUCUAUGACCACUGGUGGCCCCUGCCCUCGGACCUGUGCCCUAUCUGGAUCUACCUGGAUGUGCUGUUCUCCACAGCCUCCAUCAUGCACCUGUGUGCCAUCUCUCUGGACCGCUACAUCGCCAUCAGAAACCCCCUCCACCACAGCCGCUUCAACUCCCGAACCAAGGCUCGCCUCAAGAUCAUGGCUGUCUGGACCAUCUCUGUGGGUAUCUCCAUGCCCAUCCCUGUCCUAGGCCUGCGGGACCACACAAAGGUAUUUAAAGAUGGCAGCUGCCUGCUGACAGAUGACAGUUUCGUCCUGGUAGGCUCCUUCGUGGCCUUCUUCGUCCCCCUCACCAUCAUGGUGGUCACCUACUUCCUCACCAUCAGCGCCCUGCAGAAUGAGGCUACACUCUGCCUGGACCAGCUCGUGCCCAGGCCCAAGUGGAGUGCCACCCUGACCCUGGGAUUUUUCCCACAGUCCUCGCUCUCCUCAGAGAAGCUCUUCUUCAGGCGUUCGCUCAGCCGCGACACGAGAGGGGUGGGAGGAGGGGUUGGCGGGGCUGGGGUGGACCCGCGGUACGGGCGUCGUACCAUGCAGUCAAUCAGCAAUGAGCAGAAGGCCACCAAGGUCCUGGGUGUGGUCUUCUUCUCGUUCGUGGUCAUGUGGUGUCCCUUCUUCAUCACCAAUGUGCUGGCAGUGGUGUGCAACCCCAUGAACUGUGACCCGUGGGUGAUGGGGGGGCUGCUGAACGUGUUCGUGUGGGUGGGAUACCUCUCCUCAGCCGUCAACCCUCUGGUAUACACUCUGUUCAACAAAACGUACCGUGCAGCCUUCUCCCGCUACGUAUGCUGCCAGUACAGCCCGGAGAGGAAGCCUCUGCAGCUCAUGUUGGUUAAUACCAUCCCUCCACUGGCCUACAACUCCACCCACCUGCCCCUGGAGGAAAUGGGGUCCCUCAGGAAUGGGGCCCACAGUGGUGGAGGACCAAAUCAAACUCAGACAACGACAAGGCACCCAGGGACCAAGAUGAGAGCAUCAGCUGUGUGAGAGGUUGUGAGCUUGUGAGGACUGAAUCUCCCAUAAUCCUAGUGAGAUGUGCUGUGUUUUGAUCACGAUCUCGCCUUGGGAACGGAGGUUCCUGUGCUGGAAUGUGUUCAGUAGCUCUGUGGUGAGACUCAUGCCAGAGAGGAAUAUGUGAAGAGAGAGGGUCCACUCCCGUCAAAAUCUGUCCACUCGCGAAUACAGUGAUAAACUGUAGGAAGUACAGAGAGAGGAAAAGACACAACCUGCCUCACAAACACUUAAACUAGUUACACCAGAAGAGAACAACUGAGCUAAAGCAAAAUUGUCAGCAAUAGCCAGGGGCCACGAGGGGAUACAUUUCCCCAAAAUGUUCAUACACAUAGCCUGGAUACCAGACUGUUUAGCUAACAUUCCACUCCUUGUGUGCCAAAGAUGUUUCACAAUGACACAUUAAGGAGUGGAUUAUUAACUAAACAGACGAGUACCUAAGCUACAGUGGCUUGCGAAAGUAUUCAUCCCCUUGGCAUUCUUCCUAUUUUGUUACCUUACAACCUGGAAUUUAAUGUCAAUACUUUGUAGAGCCACCUUUUGCAGCAAUUACAGCUGCAAGUCUCUUGGGGUAUGUUUCUAUAAGCUUGGCACAUCUAGCCACUCUGAUUUUUGCCCAUUGUUCAAGGCAAAACUGCUCCAGCUCCUUCAAGUUGGAUGGGUUCCACUGGUGUACAGCUAUCUUUAAGUCAUACCGCAGAUUCUCAAUUGGAAUUAGGUCUGGGCUUUGACUAGGCCAUUCCAAGACAUUUAAAUGUUUCCCCUUAAACCACUCGAGUGUUGCUUUAGCAGUAUGCUUUGGGUAAUUGUCCUGCUGGAAGGUGAACCUCCGUCACAGUCUCAAAUCUCUUGAAGACUGAAACAGUUUUCCCUCAAUAAUUUCCCUGUAUUUAGCGCCAUCCAUCAUUCCUUCAAUUCUGACCAGUUUCCCAGUCCCUGCCGAUGAAAAAUAUACCUACAGCAUGAUGCUGCCACCACUAUGCUUCACUUUAGGGAUGGUAUUCUCGGGGUGAUGAGAGGUGUUGGGUUUGUGCCAGACAUAGCGUUUUCCUUGAUGACCAAAAAGCUCAAUUUUAGUCUCAUCUAAGCUGAGUACCUUCUUCCAUAUGUUUGGGGAGUCUCCCACAUGCCUUUUGGCGAACACCAAAUGUGUCUGCUUAUUUUUUUCUUUAAGCAAUGGCUUUUUUCUGGUCACACGUCCAUAAAGCCCAGCUCUAUGGAGUGUACGGCUUAAAGUGGUCCUAUGGACAGAUACUCCAAUCUCCGCUGUGGAGCCUUCCAGUUCCUUCAGGGAUAUCUUUGGUCUCUUUAUUGCCUCUCUGAUUAAUGCCCUCCUUGCCUGGUCCAUGCGUUUUGGUGGGCGGCCCUCUCUUGGCAGGUUUGUUGUGGUGCCAUAUUCUUUCCAUUUUUUAAUAAUCGAUUUAAUGGUGCUCUGUGAGAUGUUCAAAGUUUCAUAUGUUUUUUUAUAACCCAACCCUGAUCUGUACUUCUCCACAACUUCGUCCCUGACAUGUUUGGAGAGCUCCUUGGUCUUCAUGGUGCUGCUUGCUUGGUGGUGCCCUUUGCCUAGUGGUGUUGCAGAUUCUGGGGACUUUCAGAAAAGGUGGAAGUAUACUCAGAUCAUGUGCCCACUUAGAUUGCACACAUGUGGACUUUAUUUAACUAAUUAUGUGACUUCUGAAGGUAAUUGGUUGCACCAGAUCUUAUUUACGGGUUUCAAAGCAAAGGGGGUGAAUACAUAUAAACGCACCACUUUUCCGAUAAAUUGUUGUUUUUUAAAUUUCACUUCACCAAUUUGGACUAUUUUGUGUAUGUCCAUUACAUGAAAUCCAAAUAAAUAAAAUAAAAUAAAUAAAAAUCCAUUUAAAUUACAGGUUGUAAUGCAACAAAAUAGGAAAAAUGUCAAGGGGGUGAAUAAGUUUGUAAGGAACUGUUGCAUACACCAUAUACAAAUAUAUAUUUGUGUAAAUACAUUGUGCAAAUCCGUAAAUAAAUGUGUGUAUUUUUGUUGUCGUUACCCGAAGAUACUGAGCUAAUUACUGUAUUUUCUUGUGUUUCCUUCAUGCAGUAUAAAGACACAGAAAUGUGUAUAGGUGGGAUGUAGGCUAAUGAAGA
Molecule: messenger RNA, 4691 nt
Organism: Oncorhynchus keta (chum salmon)
Lineage: Eukaryota; Metazoa; Chordata; Actinopteri; Salmoniformes; Salmonidae
Product: 5-hydroxytryptamine receptor 2A-like
Exons: 3
Coding region: 1044-2552 (502 amino acids)
Biological process (GO): chemical synaptic transmission; G protein-coupled receptor signaling pathway, coupled to cyclic nucleotide second messenger
Cellular component (GO): dendrite; plasma membrane
Molecular function (GO): G protein-coupled serotonin receptor activity; neurotransmitter receptor activity
Source: RefSeq, a predicted model, not a curated record